CGCCAAAACUGCAAAACCGAGUUUUCUCGCCAAAACCGCAAAAACAAGUUUUUCCACCAUAACCGCAAAACCCAAUUUUUCCGCCAAAACCGCAAAACCCAAAUUUCUUGCCAAAACCGCAAAACGAGUUUUCCUGCCGAAACCGAAAAACUGAGUUUUCCCGCCGAAACCGAAAAACCGAGUUUUCCCGCCGAAAUCGCAAAAGCGAGUUUUUCCGCCAAAACUGCAAAGUAAGUUUUUCCGUCAAAAUCGUAAAAUCGAGUUUUCCCGCCAAAAUCACAAAAUGAUUUUUCCCGCCAAAACCGGAAAAUCAAAUUUUCCUGCCGAAACCGCAAAGCCGAGUUUUUCCGAUCGAAAACGGGUUUUCCCGUUUGGCGUAAACGAGAUUUUGCGAUAAAACAAGUUUUUCUAUAAAAUUGCGAAAUCUUAUUUAUAUAUUAAAACUGACAUUAAUGAUAUUAAUAUUUUACAUAAUAUUUUUUGAGUAAAUAAGAUAAUACUUUGGGUACCCAUGGGUAACCCUAUACCCUAUUGGGUUAUUUUUUGGGUUUGGAUUUCAAUCUUGAUGUUUCUGGGUUUUUGCAGGUUGGGUAUAAACUGGGUUGGGUUAUCUGUAGGUUGGGCUGGGCUGGAUUAUUUUACCCUACGUUAACAUCCCUAAUGAAGACUCUGACAGUCUGGGAUUCUUCUGGUUAAUAUACAAGAUUAUUCAAUCUACUAGUCAUAUAAUCAUAAAAGUCUCUUGCAGUCCUAAAAUGUGUAGAUAUCAGAGGAUCUACCCAUCCAAAGACUAACGCAACUAUAUAUCAUUACAUACCAAAAGAUCCAAACACACAGGUCAACCAUAUUAUAAGCUCAGCUCUGAACACUCUUAUAAGUUAACUAAGAUUCAAAAUUUCUCAUCAUGAAAGUGAUAGUAAUCCCACAACAGCAUAUGAACAUAUACUUUUUUGAAAAAUCAUCAGAGUUUCAAAAAGCACUAAAACCUUGUUUGAUUAUUAUAAGAUGACCCACGUUUUGAAGCAGAUGUAGAACAGUAGAUUCAAAACAAUCUAAUAUCAUUUGUCCCAAGAUUAGAAUAAUAUCAAAUCUGACUAACCGUGACAGAGAAAUGAUGUAGCAAGACUCGUGCGUUUAGGUUAAUAAAUGCACUAUUAAAUUCGUUAGAAUAUAAAAAAGCUGUUAAAUAACGAACUCAAAGGUAGGCCCCACAGAAGUUGCUAAUUAGUGGGAUCUCACAAUAGACACAAAACAAAACAAUGGACUCUUAGAUGACAACGUGAUCGCAGGAUUUCCAUCUCAAGAAGUCAGCAAAGAAUGACAAACUUGACCGAUUCAAAAUUCUUCUUUAUUAUUUGCAUUUUUCAUUUCUUUAAAAGUCGCACUUAACCACUAGAAGAACUCUCUGAGGGAUGUUUUUGGAGAAAGAAAAGAUUAUAUGUUGAAUUUUAAGCUUCUUCUACAAGUUCAAUUCAUCUUCUUCUUUUCCUGUUUUUCUCUCUAACUGAUUUUUGAAAAAAAGUGAGAUGGUCAAGAAAGCGAAAUGGCUGGAGAACGUAAAGAAGGCUUUUAGUCCAGAUGUAAAGAAGUUGAAACACCAAUCGGUUGAGGAGAGUGUCAUUUCUUACCCUGUACUGGUUGCAAGAUCCAGAAGCUCUCCUCCUCAGUUUGAGGUCAGAGUUGAUGAGGUCAACUAUGAACACAGGAAGAAGAAGAAUCUAUCUCCUCCUCCUUCAGAAGAACAAGAAAAUGUUCUUGGAGAUUCAACUCCUGAGUCUGUUCCUCCACCAGUUGCACCUGAUAGGUUUGCAGGGGAAGAAGCAGCUGCCAUCUUUAUCCAGUCUACAUUUAGGGGACAUUUGGCAAGAAGAGAAGCGCUGAGGAUGAGGAGGUGGGCUAGACUUAAGUUAUUGAUGGAAGGAUUGGUUGUACAAAGGCAAGCUGCAAAUACUCUUAGAUCUAUGCAGACUUUCACUCGUAUGCAGUCAAAGAUCCGGUCUAUGAGAAUCAGGAUGGCAGAAGAGAAUCAGGGUCGCCAUAAGCAACUCCUUCAGAAGCAUGCCAAAGAGCUAAGAGGCUCUAAGAAUGGGGUCAACAAUCAGUCCAAGAAACAAGUUGAAGCAGGUUUGUUGAAUAAGAACGAGGCGGCGACAAUGAGAAAGGAAAGGGCAUUGGCUUAUGCAUCCACACAUCAGCAACACUUGAAGAGCAACUUGAAACAUACAUAUACUAUGUUCAUGGAUCCUAAUAACCUUACUUGGGGUUGGAGUUGGUUGGAAAGGUGGACGGCUGACAAGGAGAGCUCAGAGAAAGAACAAACCAACACCGUUAAGCCAGCGGUUAAGACCUCGACUAACCGCAGCUCCCAUAGAGGAGAAACAACAAAAUCUUCAAACAGCAAAAAGCUCAACAGCUCGACUCAACCAAAUACCACAUCAACAUCAUCAUCAUCCACCACGAGCAAUCCCAGAAAGAACAAGCCAAACCCACCGGCCAUAAGACCCAAGACCACUGAUGAAAUCACCAAGAGCUCUGAUAAGAACCGUAGGCACAGCAUUGCGAGGUCAUCGGUUAGUGACGACGAAGGGCUGGCUCGACGUCGCAACAUGGUUCCCACAAAACCAGCCGAGGAAAUCCCCAAGAGCUCGGAGAAGAACCGUAGUAGGCACAUCAUUGCAAGGUCAUCGGUUAGUGACGACGAAGGUCUGGCUAGCUCAGUGGCUAGACGUAGCAAUAUGGUUCCCACAAAACCAGCACGUGUCAACCUCAAAGCCCAGAGCUCAGCUGCUGCGACCAAGGCAACCAAAGAGGAAAGUAAUGAUGUUUUACGGGAGAAAGCACCUGCAGCUAAGAAACGAGUUUCUCCUGCACCCAAACCUAGACGAUCCACAGCCCCGCCUAAGGUUGAAAACAGCGUUUUAAAAGCGGUGAAAACGCCGUGUGCUUAACCUUUGUAUUAUUUAUCUACCACUAUAUAUACAUUUUUGCACCAAGGAUGGUGUUCUGAGUUUUGUAUCAACUAACAUGCAAGCAAUACGAUGUUGGUUACAAGAAUGUGCAGCAUAAGUAUCUGUCAAUCAUAUAACCUUUUCUAAUGUUUUUUUCGAUAUUUUCUAUCGAUAUAUAGACUGUUGAAUUGCUUCAUAUAUAUGUUACAUUUAUCGAAUAGUUGAUGUUAUUAGUUCUGACUUCUGAGCCUGGAUCAAACCAUACCAAAAUUGAUUUGUAAACUGAAUUCAAGUAAACAGUUUUUUUUUGUCUCUCUUUCUUUCUUGCCACAUUGAAAACAA
Messenger RNA from Brassica rapa (field mustard), 3290 nucleotides. RefSeq names its product protein IQ-DOMAIN 1. The record is from RefSeq and is a predicted model, not a curated record. Gene Ontology annotation, molecular function: protein binding. Lineage: Eukaryota; Viridiplantae; Streptophyta; Magnoliopsida; Brassicales; Brassicaceae.